CCAUUUUCUUUUGUGUUCCAGUCAUGUGACUGCUGCCUGUGAGGCAGCAGGGAUGAUGGGAGAACGGAGGAGAGAGGGAGGGAGAGACACCACCCAACUGUCUGUGACCAAAAACACCAGCAGCAGCAAGAAAGAAGGAGAAGAAUGAGUCGCGAGGAUACUGAACUGCCUGUUGACAAAAACAGAUGUCAAAUUGCUCCUGACGUGUGCAUUAUGGGAAAAAUAAAAGCCCACCUGAGAAGCAGCAUGGUCGACAAAAGUAUUUACAUCAUCCAGGAAGAAAUCAGCAUCGUUGUUGGAGCCAUCAAGAGGAAUUCCAGAUGGAACACUCAUACCCCUCUGGAUGAAGAACAGGACCCACUGCUGAACAGUUUCAGACAACUGAAGGAAAUUCUUAACAGCAUUAAAGAACUUUCAGAUGUUGAACCCAAUAUUUUCCUCAGACCCUUCCUGGAAGUUGUACGCUCGGAAGACACAACUGGACCAAUCACAGGCCUCGCCCUUACUUCUGUCAAUAACGUCCUCUCCUACGGCCUCAUUGAUGCUAAUCAUGAAGCUGCAGCAGACGCCAUUGAGAACAUGGCUGAUGCCGUCACACACGCCCGGUUUGUGGGAACAGACCCUGCCAGUGAUGAAGUUGUUCUGAUGAAGAUUCUGCAGGUCUUGAGGACUCUGUUGUUGACUCCAGUUGGAGCCCACCUGACCAAUGAAUCUGUCUGUGAGAUCAUGCAGUCCUGCUUCAGGAUUUGCUUUGAGAUGCGUCUGAGUGAACUCCUCAGGACGUCAGCUGAACACACACUGGUCGACAUGGUGCAGUUACUCUUCUCCAGGCUCCCACAGUUCAAAGAAGAGGCCAAGAGUUACAUUGGUGCCAACAUGAAGAAGCUUAAGAUGCGUGCUGGUGGAAUGAGCGAGUCGUCCAAAUGGAAAAAACAGAAGCGGUCGCCAAGACCACCUCGUCACAUGGUGCGAAGUCCCUCAGGACAGAUGGAGCCCGCCCAAUCCAGCACGCUCAGCAACAAUAUCUCAGGUGGCGUUCCUUUUGUUGAGCCUUGUCUGACCAAUUCCAGUUUACCAUCAGCGAGUGCUGGGUCGUCCAUCUCCAGUCCCACCACCACAGACAGUGGCCUGGACACCUGUUCUAAAGCCACGUCCAGGGAAGACCUGUCUGACCUGGAACAGUGUGGCCCAGCGGCCAACACACUUCCUGCUGCUGAACUCAGCGCUCCAGAUGCCCAGUGUGAGGUCAGGCAGGUGGAACCCACCCAGUCCAUCUCUGUGGAGUCCAUUCCUGAAGUUCUCGAGGACAAAGACUCGGUCACAGAGCAGUCGGACAGCGGUGCCUCUGUUCCUGACAUUGACUACGUCAACCCCCGAGGAGUUCGUUUCACUCAGUCCACACAGAGAGAUGGAGCGUCCCUCAUCCCCUACGGCCUCCCGUGUCUCAGAGAGCUUUUCCGUUUCCUCAUUUCGCUGACCAACCCUCACGACCGGCACAACACCGACGCCAUGAUCCACGUGGGUCUGCAGCUGCUGACUGUUGCUCUGAAGUCUGCUCACAUCAUCGCUAACUACCAGUCUUUACUGGUUCUGGUUAAAGAUGAGCUCUGCAGGCAUCUGUUCCAGUUGCUGAAUGUGGAGCGUAUGAACCUCUACGCCUCCUCAAUACGAGUUUGCUUCCUGCUUUUUGAAAGUACGAGAGUUCAUUUGAAGUUUCAGCUUGAGAUGUACCUGAAGAAGCUGAUGGACAUCAUCACAUCAGAGAACGUGAAGAUGCCGUAUGAGAUGAAGGAGUUGGCGCUGGAGGCUCUGGUGCAGCUGUGGAGGAUUCCCAGCUUCGUCACCGAGCUCUACAUCAACUACGACUGUGAUUUUUACUGCUCCAACCUCUUUGAAGACCUCACCAAAAUAUUGUCUAAGAAUGCCUUCCCAGUGUCGGGGCAGCUCUACACCACCCACCUCCUGUCACUUGAGGCGCUGCUAACUGUGAUCGACAGCACUGAAGCCAACUGUCAGGCCAAAGUGAUCAACAGUUCCACUCAACAAGAACCAUCAGCAGCAGUGAGGCUGGAGGGAGGAAAUUCAGACAAGAGUGGAGCAGACGCCAGCGCUGAUCUGCACGGACUAACCACAACCAAUGGUGUGAUAGUUCCACCAACUGAAGACGGACCAGUUUGUCCACCAACCAGUGGACAUCUGAUGGCAGAGAAGAUGAAACUGGGCAGACAGGACCAAGAAGACACCGAUUCUGCUGAGAAGAGAGUUCCAAAGAAACCCCAACGAUUCUCCUCGUGUUUCCCUGACUCCCAGGAGUUGUUAGGAAUAAGAACAAAGAAAAAGCUGUUGAUAACUGGCACUGAACAAUUUAAUCAAAAACCGAAGAAGGGAAUCCAGUUCCUGCAGGAACAAGGUCUCCUCUCAAACCCCAUGGAUAACAACCAGGUGGCUCAGUGGCUCAGAGAAAACCCACGACUGGACAAGAAGAUGAUCGGAGAGUUCAUCAGCGAUCGCAAAAAUAUGGAGCUUCUGGACAGUUUUGUCAACACAUUCACCUUCCAGGGUCUUCGUAUCGAUGAGGCCCUGCGUCUUUACCUGGAAGCCUUCAGACUUCCCGGCGAAGCUCCCGUCAUCCAGAGGCUCCUGGAAACUUUCACUGACAACUGGCAUAAAGUCAACGGCUCCCCCUUCAUGACCAACGAUGCAGGCUUUGCUCUGGCCUACGCUGUGAUCAUGCUGAACACUGACCAACACAACCACAAUGUCCGCAAGCAAAACAUCCCCAUGACUGUGGAGCAAUUCAAGAAAAACCUGAAGGGAGUGAAUGGAAACAAAGACUUUGACCAGGACAUGUUGGAGGACAUUUACAACGCCAUCAAAAAUGAAGAAAUUGUGAUGCCAGAUGAACAGACGGGUUUAGUGAAGGAGAACUACGUGUGGAGCGUGCUGCUGCACCGUGGUGCCACACCUGAGGGCUGUUUUCUACACCUGCCCGCCGGCAGCUACGACAACGACCUGUUCACCAUGACCUGGGGUCCCACCAUCGCCGCCCUCUCCUACGUCUUUGACAAAAGCCUGGACGACAACAUCAUUCAGAAGGCCAUCACAGGCUUCAGAAAGUGUGCAAUGGUCGCAGCUCACUACGGCUUCAGCAAUGUUUUUGACAACCUGAUAAUAUCCCUGUGCAAGUUCACUACACUGAGCAGUGAGUCAGUAGAAAACCUGCCGACUGUCUUCGGCGGUAACGCCAAAGCACAGACAGCAGCUAAGACUGUGUUCGACCUGGCUCAUCGCCACGGCAACAUACUGAGAGAAGGCUGGAAGAACAUCAUGGAGUCAAUGCUGCAGCUGUUCCGAGCUGAACUGCUGCCCAAAGCCAUGGUCGAGGUGGAGGACUUUUUGGAGCCAAAUGGGAAAAUUUCUCUUCAGCGAGAGGAGACACCAUCAAAUCGUGGCGAGUCUGCGGUGCUGAGUUUCGUGAACUGGCUGACACUGAGUGGAGCCGAGCAGUCAGGACUCAGAGGACCGUCCACAGAAAACCAGGAGGCAAAACAGGCGGCCAUCGUCUGUAUAAAGCAAUGUGACCCAGAGAAACUCAUCACUGAGAGUAAGUUCCUGCAGCUGGAGUCCCUGCAGGAACUGAUGAAGGCUCUGAUCUCUGUGACUCCUGAUGAAGAGACGUACGACGAAGAAGACGCCGCCUUCUGCCUGGAGAUGCUGCUGCGCAUCGUUUUAGAGAACAGGGACCGCGUGUCGUGUGUGUGGCAGACUGUGCGUGACCACCUGUACCACCUUUGUGUCCAUGCCAACGAGAGCUGCUUCCUGGUGGAGAGAGCAGUGGUUGGUCUGCUGAGACUUGCCAUCAGACUUCUGAGGAGAGAAGACAUUACCUGACAGGUCCUGCACUCCCUGCGUCUCCUGCUGAUGAUGAAGCCUCCCGUCUUGUCCCGGGUGAGCAGAGAAGUGGCCUACGGCCUCCACGAGCUGCUGAAGACCAACGCAGCCAACAUCCACUGCACUGACCACUGGUUCACGCUCUUCUCUCUGCUGGAGUGCAUCGGAGCCGGAGUCAAACCUCCGUCCUCUUUUCAGAUUCCCUCCACCACGGCAGACAACGACACAGGAGCUCAGUCAGACAGCGAGCUGUCGUCUCAUCAUAACAGUGAAACUCAUUUAGAGCGCGGCUACACGUCUGACUCAGAGGUUUACACCGAGCACAGCAAGAGCAGAAUGAUCCGCUCCACCACUGAUGUGGACGUGGCCAACAGUGGAUGGUUGGUGGUGGGUAAGGACGACCUGGACUUGUCCAGAGCUGCUGCGGUCGGCUCCAAGGCUCAGCUGAAUUAUCCUCUGGUGAACCAGUACAGUCUGACCCUGGGUCAGGACCUGGGUCACCACGACACCAAGUCUCUGAUUAAGUGUGUGGAAACGCUGUCCUUCAUCGUCCGGGACGCCGCCCACGUCACCCCAGAGAAUUUUGAACUGUGCGUGCGAGCGAUACGAGUGUUUGUGGAGGCUAGCCUCAACGGAGGUUACCGUAACCACGACAAAAAGAAGGGCCACAAAUAUGACUCAAAAUCACGCAUGAGGAGAAAGGCUGGGGCCCGGGACAAAGAGGGCGGGGCUGGAAACAAACGAGGUGGAGGCCGGGCUUCAAACCAGCGACUGUCACGUUCCCACAGCGACGAGGAGGAAGACGAGGGCGUCCCGGCCAGUUACCACACUGUGUCAUUACAGCUUUUAGACCUGAUGCACACACUUCACACUCGUGCUGCCAGCAUUUACAACUCUUGGGCAGAGGAGCAGCGCCACCUGCAGGCCGGAGGCAGGAAGAUCGAGGCUGACGCUCGGACUCUAUGGAGCAGCUGUUGGUGUCCACUGCUGCAAGGAAUCGCGUGGCUUUGCUGUGACGCCAGGAGACAGGUUCGCAUGCAGGCCCUCACCUACCUCCAGAGGGCGCUGCUCGUUCACGAUCUGCAGACCUUGGAUGCGGCAGAGUGGGAGUCCUGCUUCAACAAGGUUCUAUUCCCUCUGCUUACAAAGCUUCUUGACAACAUCAGUCCAGCAGAUGUCGGAGGAAUGGAAGAGACAAGAAUGAGAGGCUGCACCCUGCUGUCCAAGGUCUUCCUCCAGCAUCUGUCUCCUCUGCUGUCACUGCCCACAUUUGCUGCUCUCUGGUUGACCAUCCUGGACUUCAUGGACAAGUACAUGCACGCAGGCUCCAGUGAUCUGCUGCUCGAAGCCAUCCCUGAGUCUCUGAAGAACAUGCUGCUGGUCAUGGACACAGCUGGGAUCUUUCACAGCGCCGACUCCAAGACGGGAUACUCGGACCUCUGGGAAAUCACCUGGGAACGAAUCGUCUGCUUCCUGCCUCACCUGCGGGAGGAGCUCUUCAAACAGACCGUUAUUCCAGAACCACUUCCUGUUCCUGCAGCUGAAACCCUGCAGCAGCAACAGUCACCACCUCCAUCUGCUCGUCCACCCUCUCCUCAGGCGUCUCCAUCCCCUCCCUCACCCCUCCCUGUCCCAGCAUCCCUCGCUGCUGAGACAAAGACUCCCAGUAGACCAGCAUCACCACAAGAGCCUCAAACCAGCAACAGGACAGGAUCACCAGAGCGCCACUCACCUGUCCCGCCCACUGUCCCCUCCAUGACAGUGCCACUGACCUCACCCCCGUCCCCUGCCCAGCCCCCACUCAUCUUGCAGCCGCUCGCUUCACCCCUGCAGGUGGGAGUCCCGCCCAUGUCCCUACCAAUCAUCCUGAACCCCGCCCUAAUCGAAGCCACAUCCCCGGUCCCUCUGCUGCCUGGACCCAGACCCACCAGCCCCACCGACGAGGUCAAGUAACACUGUCGCCCCCCCACACCCCCACCCCCUCACCCUGAGCUGUGGACGUCCUGGAGUCCAGUUCCUGGGAUACAAAAAAAAACCAUGACUGUCUGCAAAGAAAAGGGAGAAAAUGAAAUGUUUAGCCCUAAAUGAAAGAGUCAGUUUAGUUUAAAGUUUAGUUUUUUUUAUUUGGCUUGUUUAAUUAAUCUGUUCUAACUUUCUGUUUAGAACAAAAUGAGGAGGUAAUUAAAAAUAUCAUGAAAUUCAGACCAUUUUUAUGUAGUGACUUGUUAGAAAUGUUGUUUGUAAUGUUUCUGAACUUCGGAGAUGAAGGAAACUUUAAACACUACAGUCAGGUGUUUUAUCUCUGCUAAAAUCAACCGUUUUCUUUAUGGACCUCUGAAUGGGACAGUGACUGCUUUACAAACUGCACUUUCCGGAUGGAAAAGUCUGUCAACAGUGAAAUAAAGCAGUAAAUAUGUUGUUAAGAAAUUAAAACUAUUGGAGCUGAUUUAUCAACAACUGUUGAAGAGGCAGAACUGUCCCUUUAAACGCUCUCUCUAACAGAGCCUCCAGUCCAUGUCCCUGCAGUCACUCCUGGUUAGAGUUAACACUUUGAGCUGUUGCAGUUAUUUUGGUGAAAUGCACGCACACACACAAACACACCAUGUGUUUUUUGCCAAAUGUGUGUGUGGACAGAAACACACUCUUCUCUCUAACUCUGCUGUUUCACCUCCAUCUUAUUUAUUAACUGUAGGAAAGGUGUGUGUGUGUGUGCGUGUGUGUCAGUCAGUCACUGCAGCAUCACAGUAAGAAACCACAGAACUGUGAUGUGGUUCUGGUUUUAGAACUCAUCUGAUUCUUGAACAGGAAAUGGCAUGAAUAUAAUAAUGGCUGUAAAUAUAUACAUAUAUAUAAAUAUAUAUAAAUGAUGGAAAUGUUCUUUUUAUUAUGUAAUAAAAGUGUAAAUGAAGUCAA
Molecule: messenger RNA, 6804 nt
Organism: Cynoglossus semilaevis (tongue sole)
Lineage: Eukaryota; Metazoa; Chordata; Actinopteri; Pleuronectiformes; Cynoglossidae
Gene: gbf1
Product: golgi brefeldin A resistant guanine nucleotide exchange factor 1
Exons: 41
Biological process (GO): regulation of ARF protein signal transduction
Molecular function (GO): guanyl-nucleotide exchange factor activity
Source: RefSeq, a predicted model, not a curated record